GCGGCGUCUCAACCCCUGGCAGCUAGCUGUUGCAAGAUGACACGACAAGUGAUGGUACUCAGCCUGUGUCUCGCCAUGCUGCUCUCCGCCCUGACGGUUGACGGGAGGUAUCUGCCCACCAGAGGGCAGGAGGAUCGGCUCGACCGACUGCGCGACUUACUCAGAGACCUGCUGGAAUCUGACGGUGAACGUGACCCUGCCAGCAGCUAUGCGCCUGACCGUCGUCCUUUCCCCAAGAGAGACUUCUACGGCUACGACCCCUCCCACCACUUCGCCAUGGAUCACCUGCUGCAUGCCUGAGCAUCCCUUCACCCUCUCCUGUUUCAUUAAUGUUUACCCUGUUGCUGUUUUUACUCAUUUGUGUAAUAAAUAUAAAGCAAUAUUGUUGUAAAAUGUGUUACAUAAAAUAAAUUUUGAAAAUAUACUUUUAGUUUAUUUCUGUGCAUCAA
This is a messenger RNA of Homalodisca vitripennis (glassy-winged sharpshooter), 449 nucleotides long. RefSeq lists its product as uncharacterized. NCBI's taxonomy places the organism in Eukaryota, Metazoa, Arthropoda, Insecta, Hemiptera, Cicadellidae. The coding region runs from base 37 to 300 and encodes 87 amino acids. The record is from RefSeq and is a predicted model, not a curated record. The transcript has 3 exons.